UUUGAGGUAAUUGAGAAGAUUGGUCCAGAUGUCAAGUGCCUUUGUACUGAUCCUGGACUUUUACUCCCUCGGGCUAAUCUGACAUUUUAUCGGGAUGGUAGCUUGGUUCGAGACGUAAUGCUAUGCUUCCAACAAUUUCAUCGAAGUGAUGUUUCUGUCAUUGCCAAAAUAGAGAGUAUUGACUCCCUGAAGAACUUGGAAGAAAUCAUUCAAGCCUCAGAUGGAGUUAUGGUGGCAAGAGGGGAUCUGGGUGCUCAGAUCCUUUGGAACAGUCCCUUUGCCCAGCAAAAGAUUGAUAAAGCUAUGCAGGGAACUAAACAAACCUGCCAUUGUGGCCUCUCAGCUGCUUGA
This is a messenger RNA of Thlaspi arvense, 351 nucleotides long. The record is from the annotation of a GenBank genome assembly. NCBI's taxonomy places the organism in Eukaryota, Viridiplantae, Streptophyta, Magnoliopsida, Brassicales, Brassicaceae.